This is a messenger RNA of Salvelinus namaycush (lake trout), 2939 nucleotides long. RefSeq names its product hexosaminidase (glycosyl hydrolase family 20, catalytic domain) containing (gene hexd). The transcript has 13 exons. The record is from RefSeq and is a predicted model, not a curated record. The coding region runs from base 968 to 2446 and encodes 492 amino acids. Gene Ontology annotation, biological process: carbohydrate metabolic process. NCBI's taxonomy places the organism in Eukaryota, Metazoa, Chordata, Actinopteri, Salmoniformes, Salmonidae. Gene Ontology annotation, molecular function: hexosaminidase activity.
GGUCUAGACUGAGGAUUACGGGGCAGGUGAGCAGCAAUAUGGUAUAUAUAGAUAAGAGAAAGCUGGUAACGUUCAUAGCGGGUGCUAUCAAUAGCACUGCUAAAGUAGAGUCCAAAACAGAGAGGAAUCAGUUAAUAGUGAAAGCGGCUGGGAGACAUCUGAGUAUGACAGGGUUGACAUGGGAAGAGGUUUGAGAUGACCCCAAUCAGCCAAGGCUGGAGUCAUGUAUUACAGGAUCUUAGUUAUGGUGUUAGUACUACAAUUGAAUGCUCCAAGCCUGUUGGAUAAUGGGCAGGAGUUCAAGCAGAUCAUCCAAGCCUGAUGUGAUUUGUGUGUAGGAAACAUGGCUCAAACUGACUUUGGAGUUUAUCAUACAGGAAUAUUUAGUGGUUUGUAGGGACAUAUAUGGAGGGGGGGCACCUCAAAGCAAGGACUUCCUUACAGGAUGCUAGGCAAAAACGUCAUCUUAUGGGGUGACGUCAUCGUUCAUAUUUUCUACAGUCUAUGGCAAAUAAGCUUGUGAACAGGUGCCUGGUUUGUACUUGCAAAACAGGUCUACUAGUAAAUAAAAAUGUACAGGCAACCGACAAAAAUGUAGAAAGUCUGGAAAGAAUCUGUAUUAUUUUUUACCAAGUCCACCUCUUCGGCACCUCCAUCAAUAAAAUCAGUCGUUACUGCCGCGCACAGAGUACACAGAGUAGUUUACAGAGUUUCCUUUUUUACCCCGGUAGAGUUGGUGGCGGUAAUGCACGAUAAAUAUUGGAUGCCAACCGCCGUGAAACUUAAUCGAAGAAGAAAACUUACAUACGGUGGAUUUGGCGCAUGAGCACUUGGUCAAAAACAAUAACGAUUCUUUCCUGACAAGGCAUAUUUUCGGUUUCUUGUAAAUUUGUAUUUAGAUACAGGGCGGAACUGCAGUAAAUGAAGAAAGUUGCUCAGCGAAACGCCAUAUUUGAUUUCAGCUACAAUGGAUGCUUUACCAGCAUGGCCCAAGGGGAAGAAGCUGGUUCACCUGGAUCUGAAAGGAGCACCGCCUAGAAUUGAUUACCUGCACAAGCUGAUUGGUCUUUUUUCUGGUCUGGGUGCUGACGGUCUAUUGGUGGAGUAUGAAGACAUGUUCCCCUAUGAAGGCGAGCUGAAGGUGCUGCAAUCCACUCAGCAUUCACCAUACAGUCGUGAGGAGGUCCUGUCCAUUCAGGAAGUGGCCAAGUCCCAAGGGUUAGAGGUCAUUCCUCUGGUGCAGACGUUUGGACACAUGGAGUUUGUGUUGAAGCACAAGUCGUUGUGGGGGCUGAGGGAGGUGGGCCACUGCCUGGGCACUCUGAACCCCCACAGAGAGGAGGGUGUGAGGCUGGUAAAGGAGAUGCUUCGCCAGGUGGUGGAGCUCCACCCAGGCAGCACCAGCCUGCACAUUGGAGCUGACGAGGUGUACCUGCUAGGUGAGGGAGAGGAGUCUAGACGCUGGCUGAGCACACCUGGCCGUACAGUACAGCAGCUGUUCCUCAGUCAUGUGACCAGGGUAGCAAAGGGCGUCAGGGAGGCGUGGCCAAACCUCAACAUGAUCAUGUGGGACGACAUGUUGAGAGGGAUGGACCACGACACACUGAAAGGCAGCGGUUUGGUAGGAUUGGUCCAGUUGAUGCUGUGGGACUACAACCCCACCCUAGAUGUGAAAAACACUGUAUCUCUAUUGGAGAGGUACAGUGGUGCAGGGCUGUCAGAACUGUGGGCAGCCAGUGCCUUCAAAGGCUCUACUAAUGUCCACACCUGUGUGACCAGCACACAGAGACAUGUGGACAACCAUCUACAGUGGCUACAGGUGGCAGCAGCCCUGCCUGAAGGCAUACACAUGCUGGGCAUCGCCCUCACUGGCUGGCAGAGGUAUGACCACCUGUCUGUGCUGUGUGAGUUGCUGCCCCUAGCUUUGCCCUCCCUGGCCUCCAGUCUACAGACACUCACACAUGGCCAGUUCAGCCCGGAGGCUCAGAGCAGGGUGACAAAGACUUUGGGCAUCUCUUCUGUAGAUGUAGAAACCAUGGAAAGCUCCACUACAGGUGACUCUGUGCUGUUUCCAGGGAGGAGGUUGGCAGAGCUGGUUGUGGAACUAACAGCAAUACUGCAGUCAGAAGAACUCCGCCAUUUUGAAGACAACAUGUUUGUGAGAGGCUGGUUCACUCCUUACCACAGACAGAGAAAGACAGUCAGCCCUCUUAUUGCUCAGCAGUUACAGAGUCAAGCCAUGACAUUGUUAGCUCUUGUGGAGCAGAGAGUGGUGAUGGUGAAAAAGGAGAUGGUGCGUCUGUACCCAGCCUCCACAGCUCAGGAGUGGGUAGAGCAGCAUGUCAGCCCUGUGGUGGCUCCCAUCCAGAGGGUCCUGGAGGACACCAAAGCCAGCCUACUAGAGAUGGUACCCCAGAACGUCUCAGCUUCUAUGGUUGGGCAGUAAGGUUUAACCUGGGUCCCUUUGUUUUUUUUUGACAGAGAAAGAGAUCUAUCCGUGCAGACUUCAUACAGUGAGGUCCAAGAGGUAGUGAGAAAAGGAUUCCAUGAUUAUCAAAAAGCAACUUUUAUUUAAUUCCCUUUUUUAACAAAAAAAGCAAAAAUAAAAGUAAUACAAAACAUUUUUUAAAGACAAGGCAAACCAGUACCUGCAGUCAUCCAGCAGCACACACUAACUGGACACAAAAUAUCUCAUGCAUUCUUUCUUUCAAGCAACAGAAGGCAUCUAUACUCACCUUCCUCUUGCCAAUAGAUGCAGUAACUUAGUUAAUACAGUUCAGAUACAAUGUAAUACAGUUUACUUGUCAAACAUAAAUGUGUUAAUAACAGUAUGUGUCUACGGACAGGAAUGUUACCUGAGACUGGUCUUUCAUUUUGUGUGUAUAAGGCCAGAUGGAAUAUGUAGUUUACUCUAUGAAUAAUAAAUCAAAUCAAAUGUA